UAGCCUUUCGCAUGAAUCAGUACCCAAGAAGUAGCUGCAGUACUCCAUUCGGUAUCGGCCAACGCUGCUAGGUAGCUCUUGCUGCUGCUAAUGGGGAUCACCAAACUGGCAGAUUUGAUCCGCUACGAAGCUCCUAGCGCCAUUUCUCACAACGAUGUCUGUGACUACGCAGGGAAGGUGAUUGCUGUGGACACCUCCAUUAUGAUCAACCAGUUCCGCUCAGCCACGCCAUCACUGAGCCCGCUGACUGGUCUCUUCUUUCGCACCCUCACUUUCCUGGAACACGACAUGAAGCCUGUGUUUGUGUUUGACGGGAAGCCUCCCGAAGAGAAGCUAGCUGCUCUUCAAAAACGAGCCGAGACUGCAGGUUGGCAUUCACCUAACUACACAGGCACAGCGUCACUCCAAACAAGUAACGCUUUCCACCUCCUGAAGCUUCUGGGCGUACCCGUGAUCCAAGCUCCAGGAGACGCUGAGGCUUUUUGCGCAUGGAUGGUGAGACAAGGGACUGCAGAGGCCGUGGCGUCCGAGGACAUGGACACUCUACCCUUCGGAGCGCAUGUUCUGCUUCGCCAGCUGAACGCUAAGAAGGACAGUGAUAUCGUGGAAUAUUCUUUACCAAAGCUGUUGGAGGUCCUCCAGCUGAACCACGCAGAAUUUGUUGACCUGUGUAUCUUGCUGGGAUGCGACUACUGUGACAAGAUAGCUGGUUUUGGUCCCAAGAGGGCGCUGUCGCUGAUCCAGAAACACCGCACUAUUGAAAAUGUUGUCUUGCACAUGAACAGAGAGACCCACCCAGUGCCGAAAAACUGGAGUUACAAAGAAGCACGGAGGGUGUUUUUGGAAACGUCACAAUCAGAACUGCCUGAGCUGACGUGGACGGAGCCUGACGAAUGCGCCUUGCUUGAGUUCCUGCGCCGCUGCACCUUCGUCAAGUACACGGAGAGCAGAGUCCGUCAUCGCAUGGAGAAGUUCCGAAAGGCGCGGGAGAGCAAGCGAAAGACGAGAGAAAGGCAGAAAGCCGCUGGACAAGGCAGGCAGACCCGUAUGGAGGACUUUUUCAGAGUUCUUAGAAAGAGAGAGCAGUCCGUCGUGAAAGAUGCAGGCUGUGGACGCAGCAAGAAAAAGAAAACGUCGAAAUGAAGCCCUGGAAGUUGUUCAGCAGAUAUUUUUGCCAAAAGUGUCAAAAACACAAGUAACCAUGUUUUGAUCAUGUUUUCUGUUGAACAAAUAUUCUGCCUCGGCUAUAAUGUUUACAUUUCUUGACAUAACUACAUGGUUAGUUUGUUUUUGUUAUGCUUAGAACUUUGACAUGUAAAUAUUUGAUCUUUUUUUUAUGCAAUCCCCUGUGCUCUUUGAGCCACAAAAUGUAAGUAAGCAAGUGCGGCUAUAAAAACAAAUCCUGCAGGACAGUGAAUUCAGGCAGCAGUUAAACCAUUUCUAUCAAAUGGCAAUCACUGUAAACACGGACUUGGUUCAGCUCCUGCAAAGCUACCAAGAAAGGCAGAGCGAGUCGUGAAAGAGGCCAGUGUCAGCACUGUCAGGGGGGCUUUGCCAAAAAACCCAAAAAGGGAGAGCGGAAGUCUCAUCACAAGAUAUUCAGCCAGCACCUGUUGUGUAAUCUGUGCCAAGGCGCAGACCAGAGACUUGAAUUGUGAACCCACCAAGCUAAUGGAAUUUUGUUGAAGAAUAUAGUGUUUUUUUGAGUGGGGGUAUCAUGGUAAAUAUUAUCAAACAAUUAAAAAUCAUGUAUAUUUUGA
This is a messenger RNA of Nerophis ophidion (straightnose pipefish), 1760 nucleotides long. Its product is annotated as probable flap endonuclease 1 homolog. Gene Ontology annotation, cellular component: nucleus. Gene Ontology annotation, molecular function: DNA binding; manganese ion binding; RNA-DNA hybrid ribonuclease activity. NCBI's taxonomy places the organism in Eukaryota, Metazoa, Chordata, Actinopteri, Syngnathiformes, Syngnathidae. The transcript is spliced from 11 exons. The coding region runs from base 91 to 1143 and encodes 350 amino acids. The record is from RefSeq and is a predicted model, not a curated record.